UUAUAGGAUUUUCCAUUUGAUGCCUUAAAAGUGACAAGAUUUUAUACUGAAGACUUUUGGAACUAUGGAAUUUGCAUUGGCUCAUCCCGCUCUCAAAGCCUUCAUGUGUGGCUCUCUUAGUGGCACGUGCUCCACACUUCUGUUCCAGCCCCUGGACCUGUUGAAGACCCGCCUGCAGACCUUACAGACUGGUGUGCAACCAGGCGCAUCCAGAGUUGGCAUGGUGACGGUGUUUUUAAAUGUUGUCCGCACAGAAAAGCUCCUUGGACUAUGGAAAGGGAUUUCCCCAUCAUUCGUGCGGACCAUCCCAGGUGUGGGCAUUUACUUCAGUACAUAUUUCACCUUGAAGCAGCAUUUUGUCCAGGAGAAGAGCCCUGGGGCCAUGGAGGCGAUGCUGCUGGGAGGAGGGGCUCGCACUGUGGCUGGGGUCAUCAUGUUGCCUGUUACCGUCAUCAAGACACGAUUCGAAUGUGGCAGGUACAGCUAUGGCAGUGUAGCAGGUGCCCUCCAAAGUGUGUGUCGGACAGAGGGUCCAGGGGCUCUCUUCUCUGGACUAUGGGCCACACUCCUCAGAGAUGUCCCCUUCUCAGGGAUCUACGUCAUGUUCUACAGCCAGACCAGGGCUGCAUUGCCCACAGAAAUCAGUAUGUCUGUCUCCGCCCCUCUGGCUAACUUCAGCUGUGGUGUUCUGGCUGGUGUGUUGGCCUCUCUGAUCACUCAGCCUGCAGAUGUGGUCAAAACACAUGUGCAAGUCAACCCACAGCUCCGGACACUGCAGGCCAUCACUUACAUUUAUAUGGAACAUGGUUUGCAGGGCUUCUUCCGAGGUGCAGUGCCGAGGUUACUCAGGAGGACUAUGAUGGCGGCCAUGGCCUGGACUGUCUAUGAGCAAAUGAUGACACGUGUUGGACUUAAAUCCUGAGGAUGAGCUGUCAAGAAAUCACAGCAGAAGUCAAGUCACUGAAAGAAAUCUGACCAAACAUGAUGAUCAAUACCAUGAACUGCACUGUACUGUUACAGGGAGUGAGGCCUUUCGGAUCAAGAGUAAAGUUUUAGAAUUGUCUCUAAACGUUUAUGAACAGCUUGCCGUGACUCAAACAUAUUUUGUAACUUAUGAAAACUGCCCAAUGCUAUUCUACUUAUUUAAGUUGUCUGGCCUGCAGACAUGUGGGUACAUUCAGCAUAUAUUAGGCCUACCUGUUGGGUCAAUAGUGGGAACUUGCGUGAAAUUGCCUUUUGGUCAAAAUUCAUUGUAAAUGACUUCCAUGGAUAUGAACCACAUUUCACAUUGCAUUUUAACUCAUGUAUUAUCCCUUUU
Periophthalmus magnuspinnatus is the source of this 1318-nucleotide messenger RNA. Its product is annotated as mitochondrial glycine transporter A-like. Gene Ontology annotation, cellular component: mitochondrion; mitochondrial inner membrane. The record is from RefSeq and is a predicted model, not a curated record. Lineage: Eukaryota; Metazoa; Chordata; Actinopteri; Gobiiformes; Gobiidae. Gene Ontology annotation, biological process: glycine import into mitochondrion. Gene Ontology annotation, molecular function: glycine transmembrane transporter activity. The coding region runs from base 65 to 922 and encodes 285 amino acids. The transcript has 7 exons.